This is a messenger RNA of Aureobasidium namibiae CBS 147.97, 2631 nucleotides long. RefSeq lists its product as uncharacterized. Lineage: Eukaryota; Fungi; Ascomycota; Dothideomycetes; Dothideales; Saccotheciaceae. Bases 1 to 2631 code for a protein of 876 amino acids. The record is from RefSeq and is a predicted model, not a curated record. The transcript has 3 exons.
AUGUCUUACCACCGCGCCUCGUCGCCAGGGAGCCGCCGUCUGGCUCACCCAGCACGCUUGUCCGACGGCUACUAUCCUGCUGCCACCUCGGCCGCCUAUGCUUCGCCCAGGUCCAGUGGUGAGCGCAUUGUGCCCCUCUCGACGACCAGCUUCGUCACACGAGACGCCUACUCGGGCAGACCCCGUCGCUCCACCCUGACCGAGCCCUCGCGUUCGACUACGCAACCCUCGACCGCCAACACCGCCCUCCCCGUCCACACACGUACCCGCCCUGCCGUCAUUCAAUCCUCGCACGAUCGCACCCAUAGUCCCUCGAGCCCACAUGCCUACUCCACCUCCACCCGCACUCCUGACUACUAUGCCGUCCCUGCCACCUCGCACAGAGACCACUCGCACAAGAAGCUCUACAGCAUCGACGGCGGCGGCAAGUCUCGUCUCGUUGCCGACAUAGACAUCAACACGAGCCAUGGCAGCUCCCACAGGCGUCACAGCGUUGAUCGCAACUCCGACCGUCACUCCUCGUCCCACCACCGCCACAAAGCCUACCAUCUCAGUGGGCCCUCGACCAGAAAGACCGAGAAUGACCACGGCUUCUCCUACACAGACCCUGCCGCCAUGUACAGAGACACCGAGCCGCGCUGGCGACACCGAGCAGGCAGUGUCGAGGCCACUCGUCCUAGACCAACCAGUACAGUAGUCGAGCCAUACCCUCCUCGCUCUUCAGCUAGAGAUUCUGGCCCGCCCACAUCGCGUGCCCUCGACAAGUUCAACGACGGUGCCGGUCGCAUCAACAGCACACGAGAAACCCCACGAUCCUCCAACAGACUGUCUUACCAGGAGCCGCACUACAACGACGGCUACACUUCUUCGUCCGGUCGUCACUCCACUGCUGUCCAUCAAGACCGUACACGCGAUGUCUAUUCCAGAGACGCCGAGCACGCUCGCCCAUCCCAUCGUUACGAAGAUCGUGGCGUCGAGCGCAGAGGUUUCGGCAUUCGCAGUGGCAGCCAAGACAGAUAUAAUCACAACAUGAACAAGGGCAGCAACGAAAGCUUCGAUGCCUACUACUCUGACCGCGACCGUGACCGCGUCCCUCCACGCAGCGACCCCUGCACCUACGAUUAUCCAAAAGAGUCCGAUCGCGAUCGAGACUAUCGCCCAAGAGACAAGGAGCGACCGCGAGAUGAUGGCUAUGCUUCAGAAAGAGACCGACAUCACGAACGAGAUCGACGGGAUCACAAUCGCAGAGACCGCGAUCGAGAAGUCAAUCCGAGAGGCAGUGGCGACAGUCUCACUAACACUAUCUUGCCUGCUGCGGCGACCGCUGCUAUCGGCGGUCUUGGUGCUAUGGCUGCUGCUGCUUAUGGCUCAGACACUACCGCCAAAGGACGUGAUCGUGAGUAUGAAGAGCGAGAUCGAGAGCGAGAAAGAGACAGGGAGAGAGAACGAGAACGCGAACACCGCGACCGUCAACAAGAACAUGAGCGAAAGCAGCGUGAGCACGAGAGAGAACUCAGAGACCGGGAGCGCGACAAGCGUGAACACGAAAGAGAACGCGAGAAAGACGUAGAGAGAGAUAGUGAGAAGGAACGAGAAAGGACUCACGAGCGCGAGAUACGUACUCGCGAAAGACCCAGGGAAAGGGAAAGAGAUAGACACAGGCACUCUUCAUCGUCCGAAAGCGGCCAAGACAGGCACCGCAGCUCGAGACGCCACCGCACGCUCGGAGCUGAUGGCUCUCCUCCACGAGAGAAAGAUACAAGACCUGCCGCUGAUGAGCGGCAACGCGUACCUGAGCCUGGUCACAUUCACCCGUCCGACGAGCGACAACGUGUUCCUGAGCGCGAACGUCCUGCUGUCACCGAACCUGCCGCAGAAAUUGACCCUGACGAAGAUUACCGUCGUCGGAUGGAACAGGCACAGAGAGAUCUAGGUUUGCAUGAUCAUGCAGACUCGGACAGAGACAGACGCACGAACGGAGCCGAGUCUGUUCCUAGCAGGGCUUCUCCUCCUGCUGUGUCCGAUGAUGUUGACCACCCCGAGAACAAAAGCAGAGAGAACCGAGUACGUAUCGUUGAGCCUCCAUCUGACAGAGAAGACUCUCAGCCAGUCAAGGGUAUCUUGAAGAGGCCCACGCAGAAGUUCCCUGAGGAUCCAAAUCCCAUGCGUGAAGGUGUUAAACCACUCAAAGAGACAACCAAAGAAGGAAUUCCUUCAGGCGCCCGUUGGACAAAAAUUGACCGCCGCCUUGUCAAUCCACAAGCUCUCGAAGAAGCGCAGGAACGCUUCGAAGAGCGUUUGGACUGUGUAAUUGUACUCCGAGUUCUGACUAAAGACGAGAUACAAAAACUUGCCGACAAAACAUUGGAGAUCAGAGAAGCCCGCUCUUAUGGUGAUGAAGAUCGUGAACGUCGCGAACGACGUGAGCACCGCCGUCGCGAACGUGAACGCGAGCGACACGACCGAGACGAAUACGAAGAUGAUGACAGCGAAGAUGAAUAUGCUCCCCGCGAACCACGGAUGCUCGAAGCUCCCACCGAUGGGCAGGAACCUACUGCAGAUUUUGUUCGCGACCGGGAAAGACGCAGAGAGCGUGAGCAGGAACCUGCUUACGCUUCUCGUGCGCUUUAG